This is a messenger RNA of Eruca vesicaria subsp. sativa (arugula), 1608 nucleotides long. Lineage: Eukaryota; Viridiplantae; Streptophyta; Magnoliopsida; Brassicales; Brassicaceae. The record is from the annotation of a GenBank genome assembly.
AUGCUUGAGCUAUCAACCAUGGGUGGGGAGGAGUGGAUACCUUUCGACGACGAGAGGAUGGAUCAUGAGGUUGCUUACAUGGCAGGGGAGAUUGAAAAAGGCAGGGUAUUCCGCAAGACAGACUGGGGUGGAGGUGACAUGCGCGUGGACCUUUAUGUUCACGGCGGUGCCAAGAAGAAGAAGAGAAGGGUGAGUGAAAGGGUUGAUGUUGUGGAGUUUGACGGAGAGGGGCCUUCCAUGAAUCAGGGAGGAGAUGGUCAUUCGGGGGGCGAUUCAGAAAGACCCGUAGAUAUUGUUGUGGCCCGUCUGACUUUGGAGGUUGAGACUUUGAAGAAGGAGAUUGUUUUGUUGAAGAAAACUGUUAAGUCACUUGUUAGGCGGGUUGGUCGCAGAAGGGGUAGGAAACGUGACUAUGUGAGGAAACAGGGUGUAGCUUCUCAACAGGGUGGAGGUUCUCCACAGGGUGGAGGUUCCCAACAGGGUGAUGAUGGUGGUGAAGAUCGUGGAGGUUCUCAACAAGGUGUUGGAAGUCCUAACAACCAGGUUGGCGGUGAUGGGUCGGAUGAGAUGCCUUUGAUUGGAGAGGAAGUAGUAGCUCAGAAAAGCGGCGCUGAUGACAGUUUCUCGUCUGACGAGGCACCACGGUUGUUAGUUAGGAUGAAGCAAGGAGACGGGAUCCCUCUGCAGUGGGCGGAUGGUGGGAGGCCGGGUCCGGACGGUAAUGUUUUAUACGACGGCACGACUAGCAACACCUACUUCGUUGCUGAUAGUCAGGUAGGUUUAGGCGGGGGUGGUCCAUUGGGCGUGUUAGCCAAUGUUAACCCACUUAGUUACGUUGAUGGGCAGGAUAGUAGCUUCGUAGCCGAUGAUAUAGGUGGCCGCAGUCCCGGUAACGGUUUAACAGUUGAGAGUGGGCCUGAGAUGUUCGUAGCUGGUGGCAACACGUACGUUGAUUUCGGGGUUUUGCAGGAACAAACAUCGACUAAUGUAGUAGUCGGGGCGGAGGAUGCGGUAACAUCGCAUGAUAACCAGGUUUGCAGAAGUUUGUUUUAUUUUAGUGUUUGGUUAAAUGUUGUUUCUUUGUACAACUUUAAAAUGUUUUUUGGCAUUUUUUUUAAGAGGGUCGAUAGUGAUCCCAUGACUCCUAAGGAGACCAGUGAUGGGGGAGAUGAUACGAGGGAGGCUGUAGCUGUCGAGGGGAGUGAGUCUGGACCUGUUGGGGAGCAUGUAUUAACUUGUGUACACUCUUUUAUUGUCCACCCAUACACUUUAGGUGUAUGGUGGACUUUUGUUUUGGUUGUCUAUCUUAACACUAGUAAUAGCUUUUUGAUUUUGUUUUUUUCAGAGGUUGGGCCUAGUGUGUUAAUAGAGCCGCGCAGACCGGGUGAGCAGGAAGCCCAUUUGGCUGCCUUGUUUCUAACGAAAGACCCUUAUGAAGUACCGGAAAUAGUCCCCACUGUGGAAGACUGUGAUUAUCCAGCCUUUAUAAAGGUUUUGGAGUCUGCACAGGAAGCCGUUCAUGCAAAGGCAGGAGGCAAAGACGACCUGAACAAUAAGUUUUUCAUUGAACUAGCAACGUCUCAGGAUAUGUUGUCUGAUAAGGUUUGA